This is a messenger RNA of Lathyrus sativus (Indian pea), 2421 nucleotides long. The record is from the annotation of a GenBank genome assembly. NCBI's taxonomy places the organism in Eukaryota, Viridiplantae, Streptophyta, Magnoliopsida, Fabales, Fabaceae.
AUGGGCGAUCUUCAUGUAAACGGUGUCGUUUUCGGGGAGGAUCGCCCUUACUCCUCGUCACCGCCUUCUCCGCCGCUUCCUGUUUUGAAUCUCGAUCCUUCGUUUGUUACGGAUGAGGGUUGGUCGGCGGCUGAGGAAACCACGGCUGAGAUUCUCCGCCGGAUUCAACCUAAUCUCGCUGCUGACCGAAGGAGGAGAGAGGUUGUUGAUUAUGUUCAGAGACUAAUCCGUUUCGGUGCUCGCUGCGAGGUCUUUCCAUAUGGGUCAGUUCCAUUAAAAACAUAUCUUCCAGAUGGAGAUAUUGAUCUGACAGCACUUAGUUGUCAAAACAUUGAGGAUGGCUUGGUAUCUGAUGUUCAUUCUGUUCUUCGGGGAGAGGAAAACAAUGAAGCUGCUGAAUAUGAAGUAAAGGAUGUUCGAUUCAUUGAUGCAGAGGUUAAGCUUGUAAAAUGCCUUGUACAGAAUAUUGUUGUAGACAUCUCUUUCAAUCAGUUAGGAGGACUCAGUACACUAUGUUUUCUUGAGAAGGUUGACCGUCUUGUAGCCAAGGAUCAUAUCUUCAAACGUAGUAUUAUCCUGAUAAAAGCUUGGUGCUACUACGAGAGUCGUAUUCUUGGUGCCCACCACGGGCUGAUCUCUACCUAUGCUUUGGAAACACUGGUUCUGUAUAUUUUCCAUCGAUUUCAUGUGACCUUAGAUGGUCCUCUGGCAGUUCUCUACAGAUUUUUGGACUACUUCAGCAAAUUUGAUUGGGACAAUUAUUGUGUAAGUUUGAAGGGACCAGUUGGCAAAUCUUCUUUGUCAGAUGUAGUAGCUGAGGCACAGGAAAAUGGAGGGAAUACUCUGCUGACUGAAGAAUUCAUUAGAAGCUGCGUGGAAUCAUUCUCGGUACCUCCAAGAGGACUUGAUCUAAAUUUGCGUGCAUUUCCCCAUAAACAUCUUAACAUCAUUGAUCCAUUGAAGGAAAACAACAACCUCGGCCGUAGUGUCAAUAAAGGUAAUUUCUUUCGAAUACGCAGUGCAUUUAAGUAUGGUGCCCGUAAACUUGGCUGGAUUCUUACGUUACCAGAAGAUAGAAUAGCAGAUGAGCUUAAUAGGUUCUUUGCGAACACUUUGGAUAGGCAUGGAAGCAAUCAAGGCAAUGAAGACAAUUCAUUUUUGUGUUUAUCUACUGGAUUGAAAGAUACAAUAACUGGAAAUCCACAUAAUUAUGAAAUUAGAAAUGAAAGAGAAAGAUAUGUAGUAAAAGAUGUCCCUUCUUUGGUACCGCCAUCAUUUGACUCCUCUGGUGAUGGAAGUGCAGUUGCAACUUACAAACUUAGUGAAGAUUCUAAAGAUGUUGAAACAUCUGGAGUCUUGGGUAUUGCGAACAGUAAUGGUUUGUCAUAUUGUUCAAAUGGGAAAGCUGAAAAUAGGACUUGUAGCAAAACAGAUGUAAAUUCUGUUUUUGAUGAUGAUAAAGAGAAGCAUGGUAUGGUAAGCAAUUCUCCCAGAUCACAUACUGUUGAAAAGAAUAUGGCAUCUAAUGGUUCAACAGUUUUAGGAGAUGCUGCUAAUAUUCUUGAAAAUGAUUUCUUUCAUACUGAUAGAUACAAUACUAGUGUUUCUGGGGGAACUGAAGCUUCAAAAUCAUUGUUGGACCUUGCUGGGGAUUAUGACAGUCACGUUGCAAACCUACAAUAUGGCCAGAUGUGCAAUGGUUAUCCUGUCUCUCCUGCUGUGGUCCCUAGUCCUCCUAGGUCUCCCAAGUUUCCUAAUAGGAAUCCUUGGGAAACUGUUCGUCAAUGUUUACAGAUGAACCAUGGCGUUCAUCCUCAGACAAACACGAAUUGUGUUGUGGGACAACUUUACCUCGUAAACCAUCCUACUCUACCAGUGUCCUCUUUUGUCGCAGAAGAAAAGAGAAAGCCACGAGGAACAGGCGCAUACUUCCCUAAUAUGAAUUCUCGCCCAUUUAGGGAUAAUAGGCCAAUGCUGGGUAGGGGAAGGGGUCAAGCCCCUGGUACCCAUGGGCAUUUACAGAGAUACACUCAUAACAAUGGGUUCGCUCUAGCUUCACAUGAGUUGAAUUUGUCUGUGGAAGGAAAUUCUGAACCUGCUCUUAGUAAUGGUAGAGCCAGAUCUUCAGAAACCUAUUUCUCUCAAUCUCCCACAUGGGGAGCACGCAAUGCUAAUGGUUUCCCUCACCCGUCUGACAAACACGAGUCUGGUUCUGAGAGCCCUCAGCUUCGUGGAUCCCCAAGAACUGAAGUGAGCAAUCACCCAGACCAAGGCAUUUCCACUCCUAGGGUAUCUGUGCCUAACACAGGGAUAGUGACAGAGGAGAGCUCUAAUUCAUUGCCUGUAGCGGAUCCCAAAAGGAUUGAAGUGCAAGUAUAUCAUUUGAAGAAUGAAGAUGACUUUCCUCCACUUUCCAACUGA